UGGCAGAACACCUGAUCGCCCAGCACAGCGCCAUCAAGAUGCUGCACAGCCGCGUGCGCCUCAUCCUCGAGUACGUCCGCGCCGCCGAGGCCGGGGAGGUUCCGUUCAACCACGAGAUCCUGCGCGAGGCCUGCGCCCUCUGCCACUGCCUGCCCGUGCUCAGCACCGACAAGUUCAAAACCGACUUCUACGACCAAUGCAACGACGUGGGGCUGAUGGCGUACCUGGGCACCAUCACCAAAACCUGCAACACCAUGAACCAGUUUGUGAAUAAAUUCAACGUUCUCUACGACCGCCAGGGCAUCGGGCGCCGCAUGCGGGGGCUCUUCUUCUGAGACAAAAACACCCAAAAACGGACAGAAACCGCCCAAAAACACCC
Messenger RNA from Pseudopodoces humilis (Tibetan ground-tit), 379 nucleotides. NCBI's taxonomy places the organism in Eukaryota, Metazoa, Chordata, Aves, Passeriformes, Paridae. The record is from RefSeq and is a predicted model, not a curated record.